Polypterus senegalus (gray bichir) is the source of this 1391-nucleotide messenger RNA. RefSeq names its product transmembrane protein 272-like. Lineage: Eukaryota; Metazoa; Chordata; Cladistia; Polypteriformes; Polypteridae. Bases 309 to 851 code for a protein of 180 amino acids. The record is from RefSeq and is a predicted model, not a curated record. The transcript has 6 exons.
CACUCUUUACACCCCCGGCCGCGAACGGGAAAAGGAAGAAGAACCGAGCUGGCCGAGCUUAUUUAGAACCCAAUCUUACUAGGUGCCUUGACAUCUCCCUGGACGAGCAGUUUCUUAUUCAUAGACUUGACAGGUCGUUGCAGGCGGCGAACAUUGAGAGGGGUCUCAGAAAAGGAAUGAUAACACCCAGCAGGAGGACUAAGGAGUGGCCCAGAUAAACUUUAACUUGAUUACAACUGUUUCUUGGCUGCUGCACUCUUUGUCAAACUACUUGGAGACAGCUGAAGAAUUACACACGCGUUGACAUCAUGGAAGAAAACCGAAAUCUUCUACACAGGUUACCCCAGACUCCUAAAGUGCACCCAGCUGGAUCAUGGCUGUGCAGAAUGAUAAUGUGUGCUCUGCCAGUGGCUCAGAUCACCAUAGGUUCAAUCUACUUGAAUUCCUGCCCUGUGCAGCAUUAUAUCCCCAUCUACUUGAUUGUGUCAGGAGUGUUUUCUCUAGUAAUGAACCUCCUGUCUUUCUUCCACCUUGGCAAUGAAGCAGAGGAAGUUGACUCCAAUGCAAGGGGAGGUUCCACCAUGUGCAAUGCACUGCUGUCUCUGUUCAUGUUUUGCUGGUUCAUUACAGGUAACGUUUGGAUUUACUCCAUCUACCAGCCCAACUAUGAAGAACAAAGUGGUGUUCUUUACUGCAACAAGACGCUCUACUUGUUUGCAUUUUGGAGCACAACAAUGGUCUAUAUUGGACUUGGCAUACUCCUGCUGGUGGGCUGUUGCUUUAUGCUAUGUGCAUGUAUAAUAGGGGUUAAUCAAACCAAUUCAGAUGAUUUGGAAGGGGGUCAGAACUGAAUUACUCCUUAGCUGUAACCAGACGAUGUAUUUAUGGCUGCAAAGAAGAUUGUUGUUUUAUUUUGUAUUUCUUUGGUUUAAAAUUACACCAGGUUGACAAUGAGUUAGUAGUUGGAAUCCACACCUUGGAGAAGAUACCAUUCUGUAACUUUGUUUUAUAUUGUAUUGUAUUCAUCUACUUGUACUGCUGAUUCUGUAGAUUUUACUUAGUUACAUUCUAAAACUAGGUCAGCAGUUAUAGAAGCCUUGCUGUCCCCAUUAAGUUUGAGGUGCUUUGAUGUAAAUUAGAAAGUGAAAUCACUUCUCCAGUAUAACUUACUUUGGUGGUGGUCAAAUAACUACAACUGAGAAGAUAGUAAUGUCCUCCAAGUUCCCCUCUUAAGUGAUUCAUGCAAGUAUACUAAAGGGGAUGGCAUUCUCGUGUCACCUCUGAGUUUAUCAUUGAUGCUUAAUUUUUGCUAGGAUGUGCAUGUUGCUUUCAGGGUCUUUGAAGAGAACAACAGAUAAAGGUAAAGGCUGAAUAAAUUCAUUGUGAUUGUG